Messenger RNA from Phalacrocorax carbo (great cormorant), 2570 nucleotides. The record is from RefSeq and is a predicted model, not a curated record. Lineage: Eukaryota; Metazoa; Chordata; Aves; Suliformes; Phalacrocoracidae.
UGUGUAACCCAGCUCUGUUUGGUUAGCCCAGAAAAGCAAAGAAGUCCUGGGAUAGGCACAGCCGGGACAAGGAUUUGGGCAGCGUGGAACGACGGACAUCCUGGUAAAAAAAGACAAAAAAUCCGGGAUAUUGCUCCCCACGCCGGACGCCACAGCAGCCUGUGAUAUGCCUAGGAAGGAGCUGGGGCUGGGGAUGGCUGGCUGCAACUCUGGCAGCUGUGACAGCAUGGUCAGCACGGCCUCCAACCACUCACACUGUAGUGAUAACAGUUAUGACUACUUAUCUGUGGAAGAGAAAGAGUGUUUGAUGUUCUUAGAAGAAACUAUUGGCUCACUGGAUGCAGAAGCAGACAGCGGGGUCUCUACUGAUGAGACCGACUAUGUGGAGCCUUCCAAGCUGCCUGGGACGUGGCUUAAAAGAGGCUCCAUUCCCCAGGAUUUGGAAAAUGGGGCUCCCCCGCCGAGUUUAGGUCAGCAGCAAGCAGCUGAGCAGAGGAGUAAGAGCAUCUCCACCUUCUCGAGCUCGGCUCCAGCAGCGGUUCCAAGCCCUGGCUUUUACAGCCUUCCAAGGAACGUCUCUGUAGCAAACGCACAAAGAGCAAACGGAGCUUCUGAGAGCAACGUGACUGUCUGCACAGUGGAGGACCCAGUGCCAGGAGGAAAACCUUCACAGGAGAUGGCCAAGGAGGACAGGCCUGGCCAAGCCAACACAAUAAAGCCCCUGGGGUCUUUGAUUAUCCAAUCUCCAGAUCCCUUCCAGGAUGACCUGGUGAGCCAAGAGUGGUCACGUAACAAUCACUCAGAUGCCAACAGGGAAACAGCCAAGCAGACCAAGACUUGGACUUCUUGGGGCCAGCCAGAGAAAUCCACAUUGGAAGAGGCCCCUCAGGACCCAGAUGCCAAGCGGGGGCCUCCAACUGCCCCCAAACCACGAAAAUUGCCACCAAAUAUUAUCCUGAAAACCAGCAAACACAGCCCAGUGCCACUCACAACAGAGCCUGGCCAGAAGGUAAAAGCACCACUUCCAUCCUCGGUUGGCUCUCAGCCCGGCUCUGCCGGCGACGCUGCUGCUGAAAAGACAAAUUUGGGGCACCUCGACCCCAAGGAGAGGGAGAAAGCCCGGCGGGAGGCAUUGGAGAAGCUUGGACUGUCGCAGGGCAGGAGGGAGCCCAGCACCCACCUUCAACCUACCAUGCAUCCCCAACCAAGGGAGACAGCACUCCCCGUCCCUGGGGAGCCCGAGGCAUGCUGCGGGGCGGCAGAGAGGUCAGCGCCGGGUAUCCGGCAGAUGAACUUCAAAUCCAACACCCUGGAGCGCUCUGGCGUGGGGCUGAGCAGCUACAUGACCAGCACCAAGGAGCAGAGCGUCAAGACCAGCAGCUCCCUGGGCAAGAUGUCCUUCAUCGAGCGGCUCGCCCCGAGCUUCCUCCGGAGCAGCCGCCCCCGGCCGGUAUCCCUCGGGGCAGGGAAGGACUUUGCCGGUCUGAAGGAGCCCGGGCAGGUGGAGCAGGAGAAGAGCAGCAAGCGGCAAUCCCACCCGCUGCAGAGCUUCCCCAGGCCGUCCCGCUCCUGCGUCAGCGUGAAGAUUUCCCCCAAGGGCGCAACCGAUGAGAACCGGCGAGAGGCACUGAAGAAGCUCGGUCUGCUGAAGGAAUAGCUCCGUGGGCAACAGGGCUGCUGGAAAAGGGGCUUUUCAUCCCAGAUCCAGGUGCCUUCACUGUCUGUUCUUGGGCAACACAGCCAUAAGCAUCUUCUGCUGUGAUCUGCUCCGGCAUCUCGGGAGGUGUACCAGGAGAGGAAUUCAGAGCUUCGCGCCAAAUAAAGUAACAUCACGUGUACAUAAUAUUUUGUAUAUAGCUAGUGUAUAUGAGCUAUUUAUAUAAAGCAUCACUCAGCAUGUGGAUGGGGCAUAUUCUCCUGCAAGGUCUUUAAUGCAUUUGUGGAUUCGUUGCAGCAGGGAAGCCAUGGAAUUGGGGGUUUGCUGAUUUUAAGAGGGGUUGCCCGUGGACAAAGCCUCUCUGGGAAGAACUGCAGGACUCUGCUGCUUUUUUAGGAUUUUAAGGGGUUUUGUUAACUUUAUCCCAAGCCUGCGAGGCCUGAGCACUCACCUGCCCCAUACAAGCACCUCCCAACUGCCACAUCCAAAACUGCCAGGCUGAUGGGACCCGGGGAGGGGGCUCAGCAAUGAUCCCCCAUGGACGAGUGCUCCUCAUACAGCACCUGCAGGCGAAAGGCUGGACGGCUGCACAGACGUCCCACUGCCUCCUCUGCUAGCCUGCUCUCACAUCGAGCCCUGACACCCCGGGCGCAGCGCUUAGAACACUCCGUAAGACACGCACGCAUCCGCGUUUGGCAUGAAGUGGCUGUUAAGAAGCGACAGGCUGCGUUUCGGUGCCAAAACCAGCAACGCCACCCAAAAUGAGAUGCAAAUCUGAGGCAAGGCCAUUUCACUCCCUUUCAAACUCUUCUCACAUCUUUCAGACCCAGCUGAUGCUGUCAACCUUUAUGCUGCGCACCUUUUAUAGCAAAGGUGGUUUAUUUCUGUAAUAAAUUUGUCCAUUAUCAGAAAA